AUGGGCCCCUGUACCGCCUCCUCACGCUGCUGCAAGGCCCCUAAUCUGCCAUGGGCCCCUGUACCGCCUCCUCACGCUGCUGCCAGGCCCCAAAUCUGCCAUGGGCCCCCGUACCGCCUGGUCACGCUGCUGCUGGGCCCACAGUGUGACCUGGGUCCCUGUACCGCCUCCCAUUGCUCCCACUCUGCCAUGUGCCACUUUGAGGUCUCCUCACACUCCUGCGGUUUUCCAUUUUGUCAUAGGUUGCUGGCAGAUUACAGGCCUCCCAUAGGUGCUGCCAGGCCCCAAAUCUGCCAUGGGCCCCCGUACCGCCUGGUCACGCUGCUGCUGGGUCCACAGUGUGACAUGGGUCCCUGUACCGCCUCCCAUUGCUCCCACUCUGCCAUGUGCCUUUGAGGUCUCCUCACACUCCUGCGGUUUUCCAUUUUGUCAUAGGUUGCUGGCAGAUUACAGGCCUCCCAUAGGUGCUGCCAGGCC
Molecule: messenger RNA, 477 nt
Organism: Staurois parvus
Lineage: Eukaryota; Metazoa; Chordata; Amphibia; Anura; Ranidae
Source: the annotation of a GenBank genome assembly